UGCGCCUGGGCCGAUCGACAGGUAGUCGAAGUUCGAUCGUCGCUACUUACGCACGUAACUGUUCUCGGCGCUACCAUUGCAACGGUUUUUAUAAAGUGAAUGUUUAAUUUUCAAAGUGAGUUAUUACAGUAAUUGUGAUGGAUUCUCAAACUUCAGGGUCUUCUAGUGCCUCUGGCUUUAAAGUAGUUACUCGGAAGUACUUGUUCGACCAGAUGCAAAGUCAAGAUUUACCAAAUUUCGGUGAAAAACUGGACUAUUUGGAAAAUAAUCUGCUGGAGUGUUAUGGAGUUACUGAAGAGAGUAAAAAGACUCUGAAGCAUAAUUUUUCCUACAUAAAAUCUCAAAUGAAACAAAGGUGGUUGAAAGCACACAAAGUAGAAGAAGUUUUUUUAAAAAAUAACCAGUCCUGGUUAGAGGGCACUUUUGAAAUUCCUAUUGAAACGCCUCGCCAAGGCCGACCUUGCAAAUCCUUUGCGGAUUCAAGUGAACGUAGCAAGAGGAGAAAGACUGAGGAAAUACGUUCGUCUACAGAACCAGAGGUCAUUGUACAUGCCGCACAAGUAGUUUUGCAAAAGGAUGGCAAAAGGGAUGCCUCGACAGUUCUCAAAGACGUUACGAAAUCGCCGACCCGGGCUAGUAAAUAUAGGAAAGCCUAUUCCAAGGCGAGUGAUAUGAUCGCUCCUUUGACCCCAUUUCAGACCCUGAAAAUGUUUGUAGAAGCCGAUCUCACUCGGCAGCAGUAUGAAAUAAUAAGGCAAAACAAGAAUGCUAUCCACCAAAAAGUGCUUUACGGGUAA
This is a messenger RNA of Colias croceus (clouded yellow), 797 nucleotides long. RefSeq lists its product as uncharacterized. The record is from RefSeq and is a predicted model, not a curated record. Bases 138 to 797 code for a protein of 219 amino acids. Lineage: Eukaryota; Metazoa; Arthropoda; Insecta; Lepidoptera; Pieridae. The transcript is spliced from 3 exons.